Pygocentrus nattereri (red-bellied piranha) is the source of this 3352-nucleotide messenger RNA. RefSeq lists its product as uncharacterized. The transcript is spliced from 3 exons. The coding region runs from base 706 to 1209 and encodes 167 amino acids. The record is from RefSeq and is a predicted model, not a curated record. Lineage: Eukaryota; Metazoa; Chordata; Actinopteri; Characiformes; Serrasalmidae.
CACUUGUUCACUCAAAAAUCCAAGUCAGAUAUGUUUUAAUUUGGUAAAAUGAUCCAUAUAAGAGUUCAUUUUUUAUAUACUAAGGGUUUCAACACAUUUUCCAUAUUUUCCAAGACUACUGUGUACAUUCAUUCAUACAAGUUGCGAGAACCUAAGAAUGAAUGACACUGGUCAUUCCAAGGCAACUCACCUUGGGCCUCUCUAGCCACAUUAUGGACUUCCUUGAAAAAAAUCAAACCUCACUUUCACUCAUGAAACAUCUAGGCUCUGAGCCACAUCUAGGCUCUGAGUAGGACUACAUUUAUGGCUCAAAUAGUAACUAAAUAUAAAUACAACACUAAGCACAGCAUUUCCCUUUAAAUCAACUGCUAUUCUUUCCAGCACCAGUUUCAUUCUCUGGCCAUAACCCUCAUUUGCAGGAUGAAAUGUGUUGCACUGCCUUUAAAAUGGUACAAAAGCUCGGCCUGUGUAGGCCUCGUGCUUUGGGUGGCCGUUUGCUGCCCCUUUUAAACGUUCGCUUAGGGGUCCCCAGUUCAGUCUGAAUGAGCUGAAUCCCACAAACAAGGGACAAAGAAUUGGGGCGACGGAUGGGUAGGGGGCGUUUCCAGGGUAACCCAUCUAAAGCCCGCUAAAGUCACAUGGUCCACAGCUAUUGUCUGCUCGACCUUGCACACUCUGUCUUAUUUUGGGAUAGCCACUGGCACCAUGAGUGCCAGCCUGAGCACUGCGAGUAUUGGCCCCUCUCUAAACGGAACGACCGGGCAGGACGCCGAGACCAGAGCUGCUAUCCAUGAAUUCAGAGUGUUCAACAUGGUUAUCCUGUCCCUGGCCGUGUGUGUCCUCACGAUCACGGCGGUCAUAUGCUGCGUGUCCUACUACAGCCGCAGGAGGUGGUGGUGUAAGCGUACAGGUGCGAAUGAGUGCACUGGGGGCGGGGACUCUGGAGCAGAGCUAGUGGAUAUGAAGGUCACAAAGAAGAGACGGAGCUUCCGGAACCCUCUGGCACUGCUCCGGAGACAGGAGUCGACCAGAGUCAACUCCCGCAUCUACUACAUUUACAGCAACCCUCUACCUGUCGGACACCCAGAGGACGAACCAUCGACACCUGAAACACCCGACACUCUCACUCCUCUCACACUGCGGGACUGUGCCAAGGACCCCGAGAGUGGUAUAGUCCUGGACCCACCCAUAUUCUACAUGCAGCUGUAGAGCCAACUGGAAUAUUCCAUCUGGAAAAGGGAUAGGGGUUCUGUUGUUUAGAUGCAAAGCACCUCAUGGAUUUGCUAAUGCUGCCUUCAUGAGUUCAGCUGGAAUUGGGACGUUUCUGACUUACGAGUCCGAUGGCUUUCAAGCUCAAAAUUCCCAGUUUUAAUUCCACGUCACUUCAACAUAAUGGCACUCGUGGCGCAAUGUAAGAACAGGAAAUAGCAAUUUUUGUUGUCAUUAUAUAAAGACAUUUUGUUUCCUGUAAGUGCAAUUCUUCACAUGCUUUGAGAUCCAUAAAUACUUGAGACAACUUGGAUCACCGGAAAAUUGGCAAGACUUCGGAUCAAGCUGUGCACUUUUGCUUCAUUUUGGUGCAACUAAUAUUGAAUUAGUGUAAGAGAUGUACUUUUUUUAAAAUAAGCUUUUUACAGUCACACAAAAUCUGUUACCUUACAGUGAGUAUCCUGUUUUUUCCCUGACCUCAAACAGUGAAGUCAUGUGAACGUUGAUGUGGGAAGUCAUAAAAAUAGGAGUUCUCAGUUGCCAUGAAUGCAGCAUAACAGCAAAACCCACAUUGAGCAAUCUGAAGAUUCUCCACAAGGGGGAGCUAUUCAUCUUAUUCACAGGGGAGCCAAGUCAAACACACGGUGGGAACACAGUAAUUAGUCAGCUGAGCUGGAAGUUACAGCCACAAUUUAAAAAGGCAAGGCCUGGUGCAGUUAAAACACUGUAGCUGGACUAAUUUAGCUAGGUUAGCUAGCAAUGAGGGUAAGGCAGUUAGUUAGUAUUAAGGUUAGAGCGUGAAAGCUAACUCGGCAUCCUAGCUUGCCAACCCAACUGAGCGGUAUUUGUCACUUUUUGGAACUUGUCAUUCGUUGAAUUUUUGCUCCACUUUAGCAUUUCUGCUGAUUCAAUACCUUUUCCUACUCUGUUUAUGGGAAAAUUGGCAAAUUGACCCCCAUGUGAAUAAGGUUAACAUUUAAUUCAAUUACUGAAAGGGAGAAAAGCAGCACAAGCGCACAUCAGCAGGGUAUCUUGAAUGCAUGUACACUAUAUGGCCAAAAGUAUGUGGAAACCCUCCUAAUUAUCGAGCUCAGGUGUUCGUCAUACCCAUUGCUAAUUGCUAAAUGUAUAAAACCAUGCAAUCUAGUAACAGAAUGGGAGGCACUCGUGAGGAUGCCACCCUUGCCACAAAAAUUUCUGCUCUGCUAGAUCUGCCCUGGUCAACCGUAAGUGCUAUUAUUGUAAAAUGAACACAUCUAGGAGCAACAGACCAAGCAAACUCAAUGCCAAAUCGGCUAUAUUCUCUUGCAUAAGUCACUACACAGUUUCUAACUGCCCCUGAAAGCAACAUCAGCACAAGAAAUGUGUGCAAAGCUUCACAAAACGGGUUUCCAUAGCCGAGCCCAAGAUCACUAUGUGCAAUGCCAAGCGUCGAGUGGUGUAAAGUGGAGUGGAAAAAUCUGAAGUGAUACAGUCUGGCAGUCUGAUGCACAAAUCUUGGUUUCGGGGAUGCCAGGAGAACACUACCUACCCAGAAUGCAUAGUGCCAACAGUAAAGUUUGGUGGAGGAGGGAUAAUGAGCUGCAGCUGUUUUUCAUGGUUUGGGCCCUUUUGUUCUGGAGAUGUCAAUGCUACAGCAUUCAAAAACAUUUUAGACAGUUAUAUGUUUCAAAUUUUGUGGCAACAGUUUGGGGAAGCCCCUUUCCUGUUCCAGCAUGACCCUGUGCACAGUGCAAGGUAUAUAAAGCCCAGGUUUGACAAGUGUAAUAUGGAGGAACUCCAGAGGAGUUGAUGCACAGAUCCCUGACCUCAACUGCUCUGAACACCUUUGGGAUGAAUAGAACAUACAUUCUGAAUCAGGCCUACUUGUCCAACAUCAGUGCCUGACCUCACAGAAUGGGCACUCUAAAAUCUUGUGGAAAGCUUUGCAUAAGAGUGGAGGCUGUUAUAGUCGCAAAGAGGAACUCCAUAUUAAUGCCAAUGCUUUUAGAAUGGAAUGUCCAAUAUGCUUAUAUAGCAGUCAUAGGCUGGAGGUUACGGAACCAGCCUCGUGACCGGAAGGUCGCCGGUUCAAUCCCCAGUUCAAUCCACAGCACAUGACUGAGGUGUCCUUGAGCAAGACACCUAACCCCCAGCUGCUCCC